AGACGCCACCCAGUGGAACCAAAUAUCUAAGGAACUCAUAAUAUUGUAACACCGGUAAACGCGAUGGCGGCAGCUGACAUUCAGAAACAAACAUUCUACGUCAUACACUGCCUGUUACAAAAUGAACUAGAUCUUGGUAUGGUGGAGACUGACGGUCCUGACGAUGAGAACUCAUUUGACCCUGUAAAAAUAGCCUAUAAGCUCAGGGAACUGGGUGAUGAUUAUGAUGAGAGGGUGAUCAGGCCACUGAUGAAGAAUGUACAGAGCGCUGGAGCCAAUCAGGUGGUGACCGUGUUCAGUGAUAGCGUGGAUAGCCUGUGUAAAAUGUGGGUUGUGGAAAGAGCAGAAGUGGACUCUGAGAAGCACCUUCUCAAGGCUGCCAUCACACUGGGACUCUUUAUAAAGAAAAACUCCCCUGACAUGACGAAUGUAGUCGAGGUCGCUAUGACGGGAUUCGUCAACAACCGUCUAACAAACUGGAUCGCAAACCAAGGGGGCUGGGUCUCUGUCUCUAAGAAAAACAUGUGUUGAGAUUGGAGCUCACUGUCUUAUUCGCAAUUUUUUUUAACACUGGAUGAACUGUAAAUGUAAAUCAGAUGCCAAGGUGCUUUUUUCAGACAAUCACAACCAGCAGAAGGAAGGAGAAUUAAUUUUUUUUUUAAUGUUUACAUUUUUACUCUAAUACAGAUAUUUGUGUAUGAGUAUUUCAGUUGAUGCAGGAAUUCUCAACCAACAGUUUUUUUUUUUUAAUAACAGACUUGCGUGUUUUAUGAUGUACUCAAAUUUCUCACAAAUGUAUGUAUGUGGAGUGAAACUACAAUGUUAUUUUAAAACAAAGCACUUUGUGUAGUAAACAUUAGUGAAGUGUUCACAUGUUAGUUAUCUUUCACUAGACACAAAAUAAACAUGGGGUGGACAUGUUGAGAAAUUUA
Labeo rohita (rohu) is the source of this 932-nucleotide messenger RNA. Its product is annotated as bcl-2-like protein 15. The record is from RefSeq and is a predicted model, not a curated record. The transcript is spliced from 4 exons. Gene Ontology annotation, biological process: regulation of apoptotic process. Lineage: Eukaryota; Metazoa; Chordata; Actinopteri; Cypriniformes; Cyprinidae. Bases 64 to 531 code for a protein of 155 amino acids.